AUGACAUGUAAACAUGCCAUUCUACAUUUGGAGCCCUCACCCUUCGCAGAAUUAGCAGGAUAUGAACAACCAGAUGCCGCGGCACGUGCAGCAGCAGAAACGACAUCUGGGCGAGCACCGAAGAAGGGCAAGGAUUACUCGAUAGGAACCUUUCCCGGUCCUCUUGUUCUACCGCAUGAUGAUCUAAACUACGAUCCGGAUAGUGAACCUCAAACUACCAAAGAGUGGCUAAAUGCGGAAACCAGGAAUAGACUAUUAUCGACAACUGGAAGGGAUACACUAUAUGUAGCACAAGUACCCAAGAUCAGUAAGAAGGUGGAAUUCAUGAGAGACUGGGUGAUACCAACUGGUCAUGGAGCAUCAGAGGAUCGACAAGAAGCAGAGUCACCUCCAUCUGCAGACCUCUUUGUUGAUUACCUUGCCGCCUUCUACCACAAUAUGCCCGUUCGCCUCCUACCCACGCCCUUGACCUGGACACAAUGGGGUUCUAGUUCCAAACCCUCCAGCCGUUACCGAAGUGCCGCUCUGCCAAAGUACGUUGGUCUUCUCGAUAGCGAAGAUCGAUGUACGAGGAUCCGCGUCCGCCCCCCGCCAGACUCUGCUUUCCCCGCUCAACUCAACCUAGACGAUAUUCUUGAUAUGACUAUUUCGAUUCUCCCUGUUGACGCCUAUGCUCUGGUUAUCUUGGUCGAUCAUGACAUCUACGAGUCUGAAGAUGAUGACUUUUGUUGUGGCAGAGCAUAUGGAGGAAGUAGAGUGGCUGUUGUUCAGACUGCACGGUAUAGCCCGGUGCUGGACAAACGGCAAGGGGAGCAGAUUGACAGAAGUCAUAUGUGGCCGUGGAGUCAUUGCAAAACAUUUGUAGAUGACUUGUGUGCAACGGAAGACGUAGAAGCAAAGCCAGCAACAAAGAAACAAAAAGACCUAAGUAAGAACAGUGCAAUGGCAGCUGCGGUCGCCUCAGCCUCAGCAUACAAGCCUGUCUCUCCGGUGCAAGAAGUCCAGGCGCUAUGGUUCUCACGGCUUGCGCGAACGGUGUCGCAUGAAUUAGGUCAUUGUUUCGGCAUCGCGCAUUGUGUGUAUUAUGCGUGUAAUAUGCAGGGGACGGGUAGUAUGAGGGAAGACGUAAGACAGCCCCCGUUCCUGUGUCCUGUCUGUGAGGCGAAGAUUGCGCAUGCUAUCAUCGGGGAGCUGAGUGGUGGCCAUGAAGAGGAGAAAAGAAUUUGGGUCAAGCAGAGGUGCCAGACAUUGGGCCGAUUUUGCAAAGACUUGGAGCACAGAGGGCGAGAAAGUGCAAUGUGGCGAGGUUUAGAUGCUUGGUUGGAAGAGAGGUUAAAGGUGUUGUGA
Molecule: messenger RNA, 1347 nt
Organism: Alternaria arborescens
Lineage: Eukaryota; Fungi; Ascomycota; Dothideomycetes; Pleosporales; Pleosporaceae
Exons: 1
Coding region: 1-1347 (448 amino acids)
Biological process (GO): proteolysis
Molecular function (GO): metallopeptidase activity
Source: RefSeq, a predicted model, not a curated record